AAAUGGAAGGUUUUUAGCAGUUUUUCAGGCCCGUGAUUCAAAAUGUGGUAAAGGAAUGAAAAAAAUCUGGUGAGAUUCCUCUCAGAAUGCCCAAAAACUCAUCACAAUUUCGGAAUUUCGGAUCCAAAUGCAAAAAUCUGGAAUUUCAAUUCUGGAACUUUAAAGAUCUGAACCGCAGAUGUUGCCGCCAGCGUGCGCUAUAGACAGGAAUCCACCACCGUUGCUUCAGACCUCCAUGCCGCCGCUCGGGAUCUCACCAAGCCAUUGCUCCAAGCCGUAGCCGCCGUCGCUAGGAAAGCCAGAAGUGUGGCCCCCGUCAGCCGUCGAAUGCAUUCCGGCGCUGAUGUUCAGGUCGUUAGCCAGGGGCCCCGGAGUCCUGCAGGAGAUGACCGGCCAAGGUCUCUUCACGACUUGCGACCCGCAAGCCUGGAACAUCCAAAGAACACCACCCAUCUCAGGCAACGACGGACGAAGGCCCAUCAGAUGGCAGCGGCAGUAGACGGCUUCCGCUCCUCCAUCGGUGCCGCUGUUCUCUACCACAGUAACUCCGAUCACUCAAUCCUCCUAUCGUGCAGCAGUGAUGGCCAAAGGACCCUCUAUCUUCGGACUCCGGAUGAUUUCCGCUCUGUCAGCCAAGCGUGAAGGCACGGUGUUGGGCAAGCUAGGGUCAAAACGACACGCUGUCAGGACUUGGUUUUUGGGCCAAGAUCAUACCAAAAAAUUGAAUACGAAGAGCAAUAGUGAGCUGCAUUUACAGCAAUGCAUUCGGUCCAGUCCCCUACCAAAAGCUAAGUACUCUCUAUAAAUGCUCAUAUACGAAGUAUUGCACUACCAAAAGAAAAUUUGAUUUUAAAAAAAUCAUAAAUUGAAACACUUGAAAAGAAAGAUUAAGUGGUAUAAUUGCUUUUACUCUUUUUAAAUGUGUGUAAUUUUAACAUUGGAAAACUGACUUGCAGGGACGGAGCCAGCGAUUCAGUUCAGUGGUGUCAAAACUUCGUAAACUACUAUUUCUACAGUUUUUGAGUCAAUUUUCAAGUUUUAAAAUAGAGAAAAUAACUUUACGUGAUACUCCUGUUAAGAUUGUCUCAUCUUUCCUUUUCGGUUUAUCCCACUAAGAUUAUCUUUUAUCAAAUUAUGUAAAAUUUGUUUGAUUCUAAAUUAUUUUUACUUUAUUCUUACACUAUCAAUUCAAUAUCAAUCAUAGAAUUCACUUUUCUUAAUAACUGCGACACCUCCUUAUGUUCUAAUGUUAGUGUCAAAUAUUACUAACAGUAUCAACCAUGAAGGUAGUGUCAAUUAUCACCAAUAAUAAUAAUACAUAUCAAUUAAAUAGUUAUUUCAUAUCCUAACCACUCAAAUACAUAAUAAAAAUGAGGGAAAAGGUGCAAAUAGGCCCAUGUACUUACCAAAAAAGGUCAAAUAAGCCCUUAUUUAGGAGACUCUGUCCGGCCGUCAUCAUUUGGAGUGGUUCCCGGUGGAAUUUUUUGAUGAAAUUUUUUGAGCAUCUUAUUCAUUAAGUCUAGUUUACUCAUACCAAAUUUCAGCUAAAACUUCAAUCGGGAAGGCAUUCAAAUGAAUUCUUGAAGAUAACUGUGCUUCUAACUGCGCAGUUAUUUUCAAGAAUUCAUUUGAAUGCCUUACCGAUUGAAGUUUUAGCUGAAAUUUGGUAUGAGUAAACUAGACUUUAUGAAUAAGAUGCUAAAAAAAAUUCAUCAAAAAAUUCCACCGGGAACCACCUCAAAUGGCGAUGACCGGACAGAGCCUCCUAAAUAAGGGCUUAUUUGACCUUUUUUGGUUAGUACAUGGGCCUAUUUGCACCUUUUCCCUAAAAAUGAUACAAAGUCAUUUUCUGUUUCAAAUUCAACCAUUUAAAUCAUCAAAAAUUUAUUUUGAAGCAUCAAAAUAAAGCUUAUUUGAUGGUCAAAUAUGAUGCUUUUAUAGGUGCAAUGACACGGUUUGAUAUAAAAAAUUGCUCUGUAUUAUACGUAGUAUAUACUAUGUAUAUAUUUGACUUAAAUUCCAAAAUAUUUCUGAAAUAAACUUAUUUACAAAAAUAUCACUAAAAGUCAUUAUGAUAUAGUGUGAUUAUAUGUGAUAGAUAUGUAAUUAUUUCAUAUAUAUUUAUACUUUGACCCUCGUUGCAUUCAUAGAGAUGGUGUUAAAUUAAUUUUUAGAAUAGAAUACCUUUAAUUUAUAU
This is a messenger RNA of Cuscuta epithymum, 2197 nucleotides long. Lineage: Eukaryota; Viridiplantae; Streptophyta; Magnoliopsida; Solanales; Convolvulaceae. The record is from the annotation of a GenBank genome assembly.